GGACUUGCGGAGGUCUACCCGCCGAGGACUCGGCACCCAAAUCCAGUGCUGAGUGUACAACUUCGCUUGAGAGGAGGCCGAGGCCGCUGGGCUCUAGGUGGCCGCACUGGGGCCGCUCCGAAGGGGCUAAACCGGCCGCAGCUUCAACUAUGGUUGCGCCCGCCGUAUUGCGCGCUCUGCGCAAGAACAAGACCUUUCGCUACGGAGUCCCUAUGUUGUUGUUGGUUGUUGGAGGUUCCUUUGGUCUUCGUGAAUUUUCACAAAUCCGAUAUGACGCUGUGAAGAUUAAGGUUGAUCCUGAAUUGGAAAAAAAAUUGAAAGAGAAUAAAAUAACUUUAGAGUCUGAAUAUGAGAAAAUAAAGGACUCCACUUUUGAAGACUGGAAGAAUAUUCGAGGCCCAAGGCCUUGGGAAGAUCCUGAACUCCUCCAAGGACGAAACCCAGAAACCCUUAAGCCUAAGGCAGCCUGACUGUGCUCAGUUUUUCAAUAAAAUGUUCUCAACUGGACCUGUACUCCAUUAGGAAGAAGAUUCCAGACCUGUGUAAACCUAGAUGUGAGUAAUGUGAUGGAAGAAAAUUUGAACUAAAAAGUCAAGUAUAAGUUUUAUGCUUUCCAGCCAGUCUACUUGCAAAUGAAAGUAGCAGUGUUGAACAAACACUUACACGCAUCAGUAAAAAUGUGACCACUGCUGCCAUAAUGUGCCAUGCAUCCUCUUUUUCUACAAGCCACUAGUACACUUUGCUACCUUGUUUUGGUUUCUGAUGAAAGUCAUAGGCUUGGAUCCAGAUUUUCCAAAUAAGAUUGUGACUUUAUGUUAAAACUAUAAAUAAGCAGUCAUAAUCUA
Molecule: messenger RNA, 845 nt
Organism: Mesocricetus auratus (golden hamster)
Lineage: Eukaryota; Metazoa; Chordata; Mammalia; Rodentia; Cricetidae
Product: cytochrome c oxidase assembly protein COX16 homolog, mitochondrial
Exons: 4
Coding region: 150-470 (106 amino acids)
Biological process (GO): mitochondrial respiratory chain complex IV assembly
Cellular component (GO): mitochondrial inner membrane
Source: RefSeq, a predicted model, not a curated record